Messenger RNA from Theobroma umbraticum, 1370 nucleotides. The record is from RefSeq and is a predicted model, not a curated record. NCBI's taxonomy places the organism in Eukaryota, Viridiplantae, Streptophyta, Magnoliopsida, Malvales, Malvaceae.
AAAGGGGAAUGUUUGGUUGUUUAGCUCAGUGUAAUUGCUUCCACUGUUUGGGUCCGAAUCAUAUCGCACGCGUCCAAACUAAAAGGCCCAGAAAAACCCCGUUUCCGUUUUCGAUAAAGUUUUCCUUUUUUUCUUUUUCUCUCAAAAUUUCUGUUUCAGAGCUGAUCUCUAGCCUAGCCGUUACCAAUCUCCCGUUCUCUCUCUCAGAUACAAGGAGCUGCUAGUUGGAGUUCAAAAGAUGCCUGCACAGAGAAUUGAGACAGGUCAUGAGGACACAGUCCAUGAUGUAGCCAUGGAUUUUUAUGGAAAGCGUUUGGCGACUGCCUCAUCUGAUACUACUGUUAAGAUCAUUGGUAUAACCAGCUCUGGUUCUCAGCAACUUGCUAUUCUUCAUGGCCAUAAAGGACCUAUUUGGGAGGUUGCUUGGGCACAUCCCAAGUUUGGAUCGGUCCUUGCAUCUUGUUCUUAUGAUGGCCAGGUGAUAAUAUGGAAGGAAGGUAAUCCAAAUGAGUGGGUUCAGGCUCAAGUUUUUAAUGAUCAUAAGUCAUCUGUGAACUCAAUUGCAUGGGCACCCCAUGAAGUUGGCCUUUGUUUGGCUUGUGGAUCUUCUGAUGGGAAUAUCUCAGUCUUCACCGCCAGGGCUGAUGGUGGUUGGGAUACCACCAGGAUUGACCAAGCUCACCCUGUUGGAGUGACCUCAGUUUCAUGGGCACCAUCAACAGCACCAGGUGCUUUAGUUGGAUCUGGUCUACUGGAUCCUGUUCAGAAGCUGGCAUCUGGCGGGUAUGACAAUACCGUGAAAGUCUGGAAGCUGUAUAAUGGGACUUGGAAGAUGGACUGCUUUCCUGCCCUCCAGAUGCAUACUGAUUGGGUGAGCGAUGUUGCUUGGGCACCCAACUUGGGGCUUCCAAAAUCCACCAUUGCAAGUGCUUCUCAGGACGGGACCGUUGUUAUAUGGGCUUGUGCUAAAGAAGGGGAACAAUGGGAGGGUAAGGUUUUGAAGGAUUUGAAGACCCCAGUUUGGAGGGUCUCAUGGUCGCUGACUGGGAAUUUACUGUCUGUUGCCGAUGGGAAUAACAAUGUAACCUUGUGGAAAGACGCAGUUGAUGGUGAGUGGCAACAAGUGGGUACUGUUGAGCCAUGAAUUUCAGAUUCUUUGUUUCUUCUCUCUGCAGUCAUUUUAAUAUUUUUUUGGACUUGUCAACUUCAAGUCUAUCGGUCUGUUAUUACUAUUUUCUAAUUGAUUUUUGUUUUGAGUAUUUCAAAUGUGUUGGAUUGUUGUAAUUUUUUCUUGGCAAACACAGGUCAAAGAAUGAUGGUUAAUUAGCCUUAUAACAUUUCCCUGCUAUCAAAUUUUAUCAUUUGUCAUA